Molecule: messenger RNA, 189 nt
Organism: Batrachochytrium dendrobatidis JAM81
Lineage: Eukaryota; Fungi; Chytridiomycota; Chytridiomycetes; Rhizophydiales
Exons: 1
Coding region: 1-189 (62 amino acids)
Source: RefSeq, a predicted model, not a curated record
AUGGCCAAUUUGGACGAUGCAAAGGUUCAGAAACGAUUAAGAUUACAAUUACUAGAAUGUUUUGAUGUUCUUCCUAUUUAUGGCUUCAGUAGCUCAUCAUAUGACAUUAACAUCAUCAAGAAAUACCCUCCACAAGUCUUGAAACACUCUAAAAAACAUGGAAAUGUAUCCAAAUGCGAAAAGCUUUGA